AUGGACCCAUCACCGCAGGCGGGCUCCAGCAGUGUCACCGUUGAAUAUACCGAUCCAUCGGGAUUAUUCCCGCUUGUGCAGCCCGUCAUCGCAGACAAGCUACCGCUGAAGAACCUCCACUGGAAAUCACCCACGCGUCCUGUUCGAUCCAUCGAGUCGCUUCGUAUUGGCUUCGUCCCUGCCCAAAAUGAGACCGACGACCGCAAAUCCUCCAGCGAUACCGCUAGAGGCAUGGUGACGCACCGGCGACAUCAAAUACCAGGUCUCCGCCAGACACCUUAUCUGAAGAUUUACCUCCUCCACUGCGAUGAUAAUGAUACCUACAAGAACACGGCAAGGAAGGCCUUGCGCGAGUGGAUCAAAUCGCACGCAUCGAUGUCGCAUUCCUCGAUUCCGACCACUAGCCAAGAGAAACACGAUGCGUUCGAAUGGCUUAUUCUACACGUGGUUCAGGAUGACGGUACGGAGAAGGCCGUUCCAGCCUCCAAAUGGGGUCGCACCACAACAACGGUCCUGGAGAAGGUUAAGGCAGACUUUAAUGGGGCUUCGAAAACAGCAGUAGAUCGUGUGGCUCAGCUGCGUUUACCCAAGGCUGGAGCUACACAAAAGGUGCCGGAGCUGGCCGAUCAGCUGGAAGACUUUGUGGAGAAGAUAAAAAAUGCGAUUCUGACAUCCUUCGAUCUCCGGGUGGCUCAAUAUGAGGAGGACAUCAAGGAGAAAGAUUCACAGCGCAGUCUGCCCGGUUGGAACUUUUGCACAUUCUUUAUAUUGAAGGAAGGGCUUGCGAGGGGUUUUGAGAAUGUCGGCUUGUUCGAAGACGCUUUGCUCGGAUACGAUGAACUUUCGGUCGGCCUGGACACAGCGAUCAACGAACAACUCGAGGGUAGUGGUGAACAGCAUGGCAGUGCUUUCCUGACAUAUAGCAAGGAUUGGCAGGACAAGGCCAAGGCGGUGCUGGAUUCGAAGGAAUCAGUCCAGCUGAAUGAGAAUGAUGACGAGCAAAUUCCAAUUCCAGACCUCGAUCCGGGCGAUUUUCCUAUCGACCCAAGCAAGAAGUCCUAUCGAGAGAUGAUCUUGUCCAGCAAUAUCUCCAUUUUUGACUUCCGUACAUAUGUCUUCUCUCGGCAAGUCAUGCUCCUCCUCAGAGCAGCGAGAGCACCGUCUUUAGUCAACAAGGAGCUGGACGCGAGCCAAAAGUCGGCCAAAACACUAAAGAAGCCGGAGGACCUACUUCUCCUUUCCGAGGUCUGCGAGAGAUCUGCAGAAUUCAUUAGUCUUGGAGCGCGAACUUUGAGAUAUGAUUUGGAGUGCGGACUCAGCGGUGUGGACAAUGCCGCCAAAACGCAAGUAAUAAACAACUUGGUGGCGUCUUGGGCCUAUUCUGCCACCUUACAGAUCUUAUCCCAGACAUACACAGCAUCACUCACUCUUCCCGAACCAUCCUUACGUUCUAUCGGCAAAGCUAUGGAUGUUGCUUCUUCUGCCGAGGCCAUUCCGAAACGUUCCAGUUCAUUGGUGUCGCCACAUACUACUCGUCCCGCCAGGUCAAACACAGAGAUUCUAACCCCAGGUAUGUUGUCUUCGAUCCCCUCCCGCUCCGGCCGUGAUGUACCUAAAUCCGCACCACCAAUAUCCCCCAAAACUGGAUCGGAGCAAUUGGCAUCCGGGCGAGGUGAGCUGUACCUAAUGGCGCGACGGGAGCUUGAGGAAAUCGCUGGUCGUUGCGGGUGGAAUGAGAAGUGGAACAAUCUUGGUCUUCUCUUUGGCGAUAAAAAUACGGUUGAAGAUGAAUUGGCUGAGGUGUCACUCGACGAGCACCCCAAAUCUGUUGAAGAGUCUCCGACCCCUAACGCUCUUCUGGGAAUCGAGCUACCUAGCUUGACUGCCGCUCUCCGGUCAAGUAAAUCGUUUCGUUCGCAUUUCGAGGAACUUACCGACCUCGUGUAUCGAAAUCAUAUCACAGCGAAUCGCACCUACACGGCUCACAUGGCCCUUGCAGACAUGGCUCUCUUGCGAUUCCGGCAGGGUAAUUAUAGCGUUGCCGCUUCGUAUUUCCACCAGAUCACACCGUUUUAUGGUAAUAAAGGCUGGAUUAUUCUAGAGGGUGUCAUGUUGGAAUUAUAUGCACGGUGUCUCCGCGAGUUGCAACGGACCGAAGAAUAUGUUCGAGUGAUCCUCCGCCUCCUUGCGAAGUUCGCCAUUCAUACCCAGUCGGGAUUGUCACCGCGGCAAAAGACGCUGGAUGCUUCGGCAAUCUUUGCGGAGAAGGCGCAGGCGUCUCAGUAUGUUGAGGAAUUAUUCGAGGCUGCUAAGACAUUACAGAAAGAGCUAUCCGCUCCUUUAUCCGAUUUCUUCGCAGAUUUCGAGGUCAACCCUGUUAUUCUACACUACGAGACUAAGGAUGGGUUCCAGAUGCAGCUGUCUCUACGGUUCCUUUUAGGCAAAAGUAUCGAUAUCGAUUCGAUCAAGAUUCGCCUCGUCAGCUCUAGCCGCGGUCAGAGCAGUGAGCAUUGGAUCGAGACAUCAGCCAAAACUACCAUCAAAUCAUCCCCAACGAAAAUUCAGGUCGACUCCUCGACAACGCUACAAGGGAGGUACUUCAUUGACCGAGUCGAGGUGCGAGCGGGCAACAUCUUAUUCACGUUCGGCGGAGGGAAGUAUUCGGCUCUCCCUGUAGGAUUCCGGGAAUCCGUGGAUAAUGAAGAGGACAACCUGCCGUACAUCUAUUGUUAUCCGCCGCCUCUAGGGCUUCAAGCUAGGAUUGGGUCACCUCACCAAAUCAAUUUGGAGGAAAUGCGAACGCUCGAGCUGGAGCUCAAUAGCGGAUGGAACGAUAUCAAGACUGGCACUAUUCGAGUAAGACCCGCCACCGCUGGCCUACGACUACGCAUUACGGAAGUCGAGGUGAUGGAAGGGGAUAUAAAUAUUGUUGUCAAUACUGAGGCCGGCAAUAUUGAGUUCACUCAUCUGGCACCAAAUUCUUUCGUUCGGAUCAGGAUACCCUACACCGUGGAGGAACACCACGCGACGUUAUCAGCCCGAGCCGAAAUUGGUUAUGAAACAGCCAACGGACGGUUCUCAUACUCUUCGACUCACAGCAUUGCGUCGGCCUUACCGAUCAGCGUCAACGUGCAGGACACCUUUAAGGACCGGGUCCUUUUCUCUAGAUUUACCAUCAGCCCAGCAAUGAUGACCCCACUCCGGAUUUUGAAAUGCAACAUUCCCAGCUCUGACGUAUACCAAGUGCAAUCGAACACGGCCGACUCGGUUGCCAUGAACGUGUUUCCCAAGCAGCCCGCCUCCCUGCUGUACAAGAUCCAACAACGGGAAGAGAACGUGAAGUCCCCGGGGUUGAGGCGGUCCCUUCGGCUGAGCGUAGACUUCACGUGUGUGGACGACGAGUGUAUAGACGCCCUUGAAAAAACAUUCCGAACCAGCAUUUCAGCCAGCGAGUUCCGGCAAUAUACCACGUUACUUACGGCGCAUAUUGUGGAGGCCUUCCGAACACGCCUAUCGCCGACGGAAAUGGAGACUGUUGGGCUGGUGCGAGAGGUGGAAACGCUGUCCUAUGAGAGUGUGCGAUGGGAGGGAUUUCUGAGUGUGCUGAAGGCGCCCAUGGAGGGAUUGAAACGGUGGCUUCAGGAAUGGCAUCAGAAUCACCCCGUCCUAAGCCUUCCCCAACAGCCAUCGAUCCCCCGUCGACACAUCGUCAUCCCCGUAGACAUUCCAGAGGUCCAAGUGGUGCACACGGCAGAGCUACGACUUACGAAUCUAUUUGACCAGCCGCCGCACGCGGCCGUGGGGCAAAUGAUCACCGCGGAGCUCAGUCUCCGCCAUACACGGCGAUGGUGCUCCCCCCAGCAUCGCGAGAAUGCGGGGGGGCCGUUAGAGUUCUCCUAUGAGAUCCACCCCAACCCGGAGCUGUGGCUGGUGGGUGGACGACGCCGGGGGAACUUCACGGCGGACGAAGGAGAGAGUAAGACAUUUGCGAUGACGCUGCUUCCACAGAAGGCUGGCCACCUGCUCCUCCCGGGGUUGGAGAUCCGUACGUUCGUACCUCCAUCGUCUACCACGUCGGCGCCACCACCAGGGGGUGCUGGGGUGGACAACACAACCCUCGUGCUGCAACGACGGCAGGUAGCCUGCGAGGUGGACUACCGCAACCACGGCGAGACGGUACUGGUGUUGCCAGAUCUGCGGGCGACGACGGUGAGUUUGAGUCUCUCGGGGGGGAAUCACGGGGGGGCAUGGUUGAUUGACUCGGAGCGACGGGAAGUCUGA
This is a messenger RNA of Aspergillus tanneri, 4281 nucleotides long. RefSeq names its product putative TMEM1 family protein. Gene Ontology annotation, cellular component: TRAPPII protein complex. Bases 1 to 4281 code for a protein of 1426 amino acids. Gene Ontology annotation, biological process: intra-Golgi vesicle-mediated transport; early endosome to Golgi transport. The record is from RefSeq and is a predicted model, not a curated record. NCBI's taxonomy places the organism in Eukaryota, Fungi, Ascomycota, Eurotiomycetes, Eurotiales, Aspergillaceae. The transcript has 4 exons.